Pseudogymnoascus verrucosus is the source of this 3083-nucleotide messenger RNA. RefSeq lists its product as uncharacterized. Lineage: Eukaryota; Fungi; Ascomycota; Leotiomycetes; Thelebolales; Thelebolaceae. Gene Ontology annotation, biological process: carbohydrate metabolic process. The coding region runs from base 1366 to 2970 and encodes 534 amino acids. The transcript has a single exon. Gene Ontology annotation, molecular function: hydrolase activity, hydrolyzing O-glycosyl compounds. The record is from RefSeq and is a predicted model, not a curated record.
GUUAUAUAGAGAGGUUACAUGGACGGCGAGAGGGCUCUUCUUCCAUAACGUUACAUCACCUGCGGGGAAAACGAUCACCGUCCCUAUAACCCUACGGAAGCACCAAACCGCAGCGAAUGCAGCUUGUUUUGCUGUUGCACCCUGAAGUUCUGUGUUGGCUUCUCGAACCCUUCUGAGGAGCUCCAACCAAACAUCGCUUAGCGCCAACAGUUUAACCGGCGCUGCCCCAUCUUUGGAUAGUCCGAACUCAUCCUAUAUUGGCAGCUCGAUAAUGCUUCGCCGGUCUCUGCUGCCAACUCUUGUCGCUGAUUAAUUCCUAAAGAGGUUUCUUGCGCGACCCGACUUCGCACGCGAAUAAGCUUCGAUUCCUUGCUUUUCUACACGUGAUACUAUCCUUCCCAUUUAGGAAUCAACAGGUACAAAAUUACUGCAUUGGGGUUGGUUUUGAUAUUGAUCCGAACUUUGAAUUUACGGUGGUAAAUUUAUAUUAUCCGGUCUACAAACUCCAGCCGCAUGUCAUUCUACCAGCGAGGGCGCGCAUCAAAGCCAAGUAUGCACUACUUUUUCCCAGGGCGAAUGUAUGUCGAGGCACAUGGACUGUAAAGUUCAUGUUGUCAGGGCUGCUGACUACCUGGAAACAUCGGUACCGCGGUUCAUGGUGUUAUUACUGCAUGAGGCAAGAGAACAGACGACAUUAGAUACACCUGGUAUCCCAUAUUGUGGUCCACGAGAGAAAGUGGUAUAGUGAGAGAUAAACAUAUUUCGGCCCUCCGAACACGCUUAAGAGCAGACCCUGAUAGCAGUUUUCUGGCCGUUAUCUGCAUUUUAACUCAUCAUACCAUACGUGCCGCGGUUAUCGCAGACAGCAGCUCAUGGCUUGUAAGUGUAACCUCAAUCCAAUCCCGUUAGGCAAGUCGCAGAGAAGAUUGCGGAGACUGUGCUGAAUUACAGUUACAAUCAAAAGCGGGGAGAUGAGAUCAGUAUCCACUUUGCACUCGACUGGCCUCGCUGCUCGUAUCGAUAUCCUGAAUUGCGGGGAACCUUGGUUGAAGAUCGUUGUUGCCGUGACCGGCACUCACCAGAGAGCAUACCAUAGCUACCACUUAUUGCUAUUAUACAAACCAAAUCCAACUGCCAGGACCAGAUGGCGGAAACGUUGCAUCGCUGAUAUGCCGUGAAGCUUUCGGUAGGGAAGGUAGGUGAACCCGGUAGCAUACACUGUGGAGACCUCGAAGUUGACAUCUCAACUUACUAUGGUCAUAAUUAUUCAAUCCACUACAUAAGAUGCGCUUGCCCACUUGUCAAUUUAAAUAAAGCGAAAUCAAUCCAACUAGGACUUUAUACUCAGCCUUGCCUUUUAUCAAGAUGCGUUCCCAGACACUUCUCACAGCAGCCGCCGCCAUUGCGGUUGCCAAAGCCUCCAAGGAGGUGCUUGCUACCCCUCCGAUGGGCUUCAACAACUGGGCACGGUUCAUGUGUAACCUCAACGAGACGCUUUUCACUCAAACUGCAGACGCCAUGGCCAGCAGUGGGCUGCUCGCUGCUGGAUACGACCGCAUCAACCUUGACGAUUGCUGGAUGCAGAUGAGCAGGACUGAUAACGGCACUCUUUUGUGGGACACAGAGAAGUUCCCACAGGGGUUGCCAUGGUUAGGCCGCUACCUCAAGGAGAAAGGAUUCCACCUUGGUAUCUACCAGGAUGCCGGUACACAGACGUGUGGCGGCUAUCCGGGUUCCCUUGGAUUCGAGCAGAUUGAUGCUGAUACUUUCACCAACUGGGGAAUCGACUACCUUAAGUUAGAUGGCUGCAAUGUCCCCACAGCUCCCGGGAGGACUGACGUGGAGACUUACAAGGAUAUAUAUUCCCACUGGCAUGAGAUCCUUAGCAAACAAGCCAACCCUCUCAUCUUCUCCGAAUCAGCACCAGCCUACUUCUGUGGUACGGAUAACCUAACGGACUGGUAUACAGUAAUGGACUGGCUGGCAGACAACGGAGAGCUUGCGCGCCAUUCAUAUGAUGUCGCUACCUGGGGCGACGCAAACCCAUGGUCAAGCAUCAUGUCCAACUAUGACCAACAGAUUCGCCUAGCUCGGUACCAAUCGCCUGGGUUCUUCAACGACCCCGAUUUCUUGGUCUCAGACUACCCGGAGCUCACCAUCGAUGAGAAGCGUUCCCAGUUUGCCCUGUGGGCGUCGUUCUCCGCCCCGCUCAUUAUCAGCGCUCACAUUCCCGACCUCGGCAAAGAUGAGCUUGCCUUCCUUACCAACAAAGAUCUCAUCGACGUUGACCAGGACGCCCUCAGCCAGCAAGCUACGUUGGCCAGCCGUGAUAGCACCUGGGACGUACUUACAAAGAGCCUUGGCAGCGGAGACCGCCUGCUAACGGUACUGAACCGCUCCCCUGCCGCUGCCAGCACCUCAAUCCCUCUUGCACAGCUUGGACUCUCGUCGACUUGCAACUUUGCAGUCAAGGAUCUUUGGACUGGUGACGCUACUGGUCUUGUGUCUGGCGAGUUCAAGAUUAAGAAUGUCCCAUCCCACGGAACCGUCGUAUACCGCCUGACACCAUCGAAGAACUCGUGCAAGACUGUCAUCCCAACUGGCCUCAUCAUGAACACCUUCUCGAUGACCUGUCUGACCGCAGGAGCUGCAAAGGGUAGCGAGGUUUCGUCCGCAAGCUGCAAUUUCCCAAGCUCCCAGGUCUGGCAGGUGAAGUCUGAUGGAAGCAUUCGCAACCUUGCGGAACAGUCCAAGUGCCUCACUGACUCUGGAAACGGCCCCAUCACCAUUGCUCCUUGCAAGGGUAACCCAAACCAGAACUGGUCGUAUGCUCUUUCUGGAGAUCUCACGAACGAGGGCACCGGAAAAUGUCUUACUGAAGGUGGGAAUGGACAAAUUACCACAGAAACUUGCAAGUUCGAGACCAACAGCCAGGUCUACGCGUUACCAAUUGGCGCCAAGCUGCAGUAAGCGCGACCAUGAUAGGAGAGGUUUUAUAUGUAACAGCACACUAUAGAGUUUAUAGUCUAUAGUUUAUAGUAUAGUUUAAAAGAUAUAUACUAUAGUAUUCAAUUCUAUUUAAC